AUGGACACGAUUGCGGAUAACUGUCCACAAGUGCGGUGUCUUUCGAUGAGUGAUGUCUACUGUAUAUCAGCGGCCAAUGAGUGGACACAAUGUGUGCGAAAUUUGGGCAAAAAAUUGCGGUUAAAGUCGUUGUCUAUAAACGGUGUGCACGUGUUGGCCCACAAUUGCGGCUAUUUUUACCACUCCUACAUUUAUCAUAACGGUUCGCGACAAAAAGGUCCCAUGAGUUUGGCACCGGUCGACAAUCCCGUAGCCCACUGUCCCCCAGGUCUGGAAUACCUGUUAACCGUCGACCAGUUACUGGUGCACCAGAAGAUUGAGCUACUCGAGAAUACCGACUGUUGUACGCGCCAAUUGUGUGGACCAAUCAGACCGUUUGAUUUGAAAAUACUGGACAAUAAUCGCCGGGAAGUCAUACACCUAUACCGGCCCUUACGGUGCGACGGCUGCUGCUGUUGGUGUUGUCUACAGCGCCUGGAUGUACUGUCCCCUUGCGGUGAAAUACUGGGUACUAUUCGCCAGGAAUGGAGUCUAUGUUUACCGAAAUUCCGCGUCGAGGACGCCAAUGGAGAGUGUGUGCUAAUGAUCAGG
Messenger RNA from Oppiella nova, 591 nucleotides. Lineage: Eukaryota; Metazoa; Arthropoda; Arachnida; Sarcoptiformes; Oppiidae. The record is from the annotation of a GenBank genome assembly.